UUGAUCCCCGAGUGUAAAAUAAGGUGACAGGUAAUAAGUUGAGAGGUCGUUCAUUGGUGCAAGAGCACCCAAAAAUAAAGUGGUCAUGGCUCUAGGUUUUGAGAUGCUAACUAAAAAUAUAUCUGUUGUGAAACAAUUUGUUUUUAAAGAGUGGCAACUAAUUCGUGGAUGUAGCUUAGCUUGACUAGCUAGUUAACACUGUGCUAGCUGUUGGAAGCGGAUGGACUUGGAACUAUAACUCAUCUUAGCAUCGUUGAGAACGAAAGGAAGAAAAAAACAAAAGAUAUGGCUGUGUCAGUGCGGGGUCUGUACUUUGUGGUGACCCUGUUUUUGGGAAGUUUCUUCGGAAGCAUCUUCAUGCUUGGUCCUGUUUUGCCUCUCAUGCUGCUGUCUCCUGCUUGGUACCGCUGGAUCACUGAUCGUAUUGUGGCUACCUGGCUCACUUUGCCUGUGUCAUUGUUGGAGCUGGUAUUUGGGGUGAAGGUGGUGAUAACAGGCGACGGCUUUAUUCCGGGGGAGCGCAGUGUGAUCAUCAUGAACCACCGUACCCGCCUGGACUGGAUGUUCCUUUGGUGCUGUCUGCUCAGGUGCAGCUAUCUUCGUCUGGAGAAGAUCUGCCUCAAGGCCGCCCUCAAAGCUGUGCCUGGUUUUGGUUGGGCAAUGCAGGUAGCUUGUUUUGUCUUUAUUCACCGUCGUUGGGAUGUGGACAAGAAGCACAUGGAGAACAUGCUGGACUACUUCUGUGACAUCAGAGAGCCUUUGCAGCUGCUGCUGUUCCCAGAAGGCACAGACCUCACUGAAAAUACAAAAGCAAAGAGUGACGUGUUUGCUGUGCAGAACAACUUGCCAAAAUUCGAGUACGUGCUGCAUCCCCGAACAACUGGAUUCACCUUCAUUGUGGACAUGCUACGAAAAGGAGAGAACCUGGAUGCCAUCCAUGACAUAACAGUUGCAUAUCCCAAAAACAUCCCCCAGACAGAACGCCACAUCAUCUUAGGGCAUUUUCCCCGUGAGAUUCAUUUCCAUGUGCACCGCUUUCCAGUGUCUUCACUCCCCACGUCUUCCUCUGACUUGGAGUCUUGGUGUCGAGAGCGCUGGGCCGAGAAGGAGGUCCGUCUCCGGGACUUUUACUCAGGCCAGCCCCGAGCGUUUGACAGGGAGGGCACGGCGCAGGUGCCACCUUGUAAGUCAGAGCUGCGUGUGGCCCUGAUCAAAGCUGCUUCACUGCUGUACUGGACCAGCUUCAUCACCAUGUGCUUCACUGGCCUGUGGCUGUGGGUGCCCUUCAGGCUCUACUUCCUGGUCAUGAUCAGUGUGUAUGUGGGCCAACAGAAGCUGAUUGGAGGGUUGGAGCUGCUGGAGUUGGCCUGCCAUCGGUAUUGGAAGUCAGAAUCUGGCACUGUGGGUGGGAAGAAUAAGGUGCUGGAUGGAAAGAUUGAGUGAGGAUAGAAGAAGAUGUGGUUGAUUGGACAGCAGUGUGUUUCUGUCUGUCCUCAGCAAGGCACUUAGGACUCAGUCUCUUGGACAAGUUGAGUCCACAGGGUGAGUUGUCCAUAUCAAAUACUCAGUACCCUCUGCUGGAGAUGGGGAGCGAUCAAUGCACCUGCUGACGGCAGAAGUGACAUUUUUGUUGCAAGAAAAAAUGGAAAAUAAUAUUAAGUACUUUUUUAUGUCUAUUAGGUUGAAAGAUUUGUCUAUGCUUUGCGUCUUCUUGUGCAUAUUCACUGUACUUUAGCUUGGCGUGAGUUCAUUUUUAUCAUUUUAUGUUGUUUAUAAUAGUCUUAAAACAACACUAUCUGUCCUCUUUACGCUGAUGCCAUCUGAAACUGGUUUUGUUGUGUGCUGUGUUGCCUUUCCUCACAGAGCCAUAGUACAGAUCAGCUGUACAUGUAAAGACGUGACAACCAGUUUUUUGAAGUCGGCACUGCAGCUCGUUAAAUUAGAAGGACCUAUAAAAAAGAAGUGCUGUGAUUACCAGAGAGAUAAACACUUCUGCUCACCUUCACUGGGUAUGAUUGCUGUUUUAUACUAAGUGGGAAGUUAUUUUUUUUUAUAUUAGUUCAUUAUGUAUCGUUUUAUGUGUUUGCUCCAGUAGCCAUGAAGCUCAUAACUAUAUGCGCACAAACAUUUUAAUCAUAACUGAGAUAAAAGCUCUGACUGAGGAGUGCUGCAUCUGGAUUAUUGAG
Molecule: messenger RNA, 2186 nt
Organism: Thalassophryne amazonica
Lineage: Eukaryota; Metazoa; Chordata; Actinopteri; Batrachoidiformes; Batrachoididae
Gene: lclat1
Product: lysocardiolipin acyltransferase 1
Exons: 7
Coding region: 286-1443 (385 amino acids)
Cellular component (GO): endomembrane system
Molecular function (GO): acyltransferase activity
Source: RefSeq, a predicted model, not a curated record